Messenger RNA from Aspergillus vadensis CBS 113365, 775 nucleotides. RefSeq lists its product as uncharacterized. The record is from RefSeq and is a predicted model, not a curated record. Lineage: Eukaryota; Fungi; Ascomycota; Eurotiomycetes; Eurotiales; Aspergillaceae. The transcript has a single exon. Bases 183 to 644 code for a protein of 153 amino acids.
CUGUCCGGAUGUCCCGCCCCUUAUGUAUCGGUGGAUAUCCAAGAUCAGCAAAAACAGCCCCCACCAGACGAAUCACCUCCGAGUUCCCUUUCCAACAAGGUUUCCGAUGAGAAACAUCGCCAUCUCCGGCUGCUACGAAUGGGCUUCGCCACGAUGCCACUAGCACAUUAUGAUUGGGUUGGAUGCUAGUCAAGCCUUGCACGUGGGACAAUGCCCUACCGGCAAUGGCUUUGAAUGACUUGUUGAAUUGUGAUCCAUCAGGGCCACUUCGCCGGUCGAUCCCGCCCGCUAAAACCGUGGCCACCCAACUCCGGAUCCUUCUUUCCCCAGCGUUCUUGUUGCAAAAGUGCUGUCUUCUCCGAUCGUUCCAACAGCUCAGAAGCUGGGAUGGUGCAUCUCAUUGGUUUAGAGCGGCCGCAAUGGUAGCGCCCCUUGCUAUCCAUAUAGAUGAGUUGUACAUCAGCGCCUCUCUGCCGGUGAAAGAUGCUACCUUUGCCGGCACGGGUGGAUCGUGGAUGAGACCGCCCGUCCCGGCUGGCGGAGCCAUCUUUGAACUCCGUCUCGAGGUCUUUCGCUCGCUACAGAUGCCAUUUCCCCCCCCUCCAUACUUUCUUACUGGGCGAACCUUUGAUCAUUGCAGAUGACCUAAUUUUACUGACACCGAUCGACCCGGAGAUAGCCGGCCCGCAGCGAUCGAUCGACUGAUCCUAACCCCGGGUGGACCAAUCAAUGACCCACAAGUACCAUGAAAAAUCACCCGUUUCCGAUUAUAGCC